This is a messenger RNA of Porites lobata, 21066 nucleotides long. Lineage: Eukaryota; Metazoa; Cnidaria; Anthozoa; Scleractinia; Poritidae. The record is from the annotation of a GenBank genome assembly.
UUUGCAAAAUCUCUUCAAAAUCUGCAAUUCUUUCUGCAGAUUUUUAUAUAAGAGCAUCCUUGUUCGAUUGUUUUGCAAUAAGGUUGUUGCGAUAAUCGAACAGCGUUUCAUAAUGUUUCCAACUCAUCUUUCUGUCAAUGACCUGGGCGUGUUUGCAGUGGCGAUGGUUUUCGGACUGAUAGUCGUUCUUCUUUUCAUGUUUGACUUUGUAAGAGUGUUGUAAACGGGAGUUGAUUUCGUGGCCAACAGAUAAGUGUCGACUGCUUGAGUAUCUCUAGACUUGGCCGGUUUCGGGCUAUCAGUAUUCUAAGGGACUUGUAAACACUCAAGUCCUGAUCACAUUCAUAUUCAUCGUUUAUUGCUAAAUCAAGGUACUUUUAUACAUAUUGGUAGCUAAAUCAUACGUGGGAAAAUAUAGUAGGUAAUGCAUGUGGUUUCCUUUCUAGUAAACACCCUAAUUCGAUUGAAAGCUUAAAACACUAUUACUCCUACAUUACUUACGUAAAUCCUGAGCGGCUAGGUUUGAGUAAUCAUUCCAUCCUACACAAAAUCCUAUCAGUUUAAAGGGUGUAGCUUGUAGCUUUUACGCUAUUCCGAUCGGAAGGCACAUCUAACUAUCUACUUUACACCCUGCACAUUUUUGCACGCUUGCUUACACAAUAGGGAUCAUAUUUCCGGUUCCUAUCAAGCUAGUAAUUGAUCUAUUGUUCACUCAAGAUUAACAAGUCACGAUUCAUUGUACAAAGUGUCACGAAUUCUUUAACUUUACUACACUAUCCCCCCCUUAGAAAUGGGCAUGUCCCCAUGCCAUGCAACAAAGGAAAGGAAAACUACUGGAUUCUAAAGCAAAAUAUAAAUCACUGGGUGUACAGCCACUAUAAAAAAAAUAUCAACUCUGAAUGCAGCUACAGUAAGAAAAUUAAUCAAAGUUCAUUCAAAAAUUAAGAAACAAAGUCUCUCAUCCAAGCAGGAGCAUGAACUUCUCUUCUUGGUCUGUCUACAACAGGGGGAGGCACUACUUCAGCUACUGGUUCUGGAGCUGGCACUUCUGCCUCUGUGGAGUCCUCUUCCUCAGCUCUUGCUAAUGUCCCGUUCCCGUCAGCUGCAGUACCAUCUGCAUACAUAAGAUCAGUCUCAUCCGGAACAUAGCGAGGGGGAAGAUGAGGUCUCCGCACUGGCAAACUGGAAGGCUGGCCAGUAGACUGAUCAGGUUGCUCGGCCCUCUGUCGUGGCUCACCACACAGCUUCAGUCGAUUGAAGUGCACAACUCGCCGUUUCCUGGGGUUGUCCACUUCUUCUAUCCGGUACGUUACAUCGCUGAUCUUCUUUACCACCACGUGUGGACCAUGCCAUGGCGAAUGCAACUUCUUUGUCCGUCCUGACUUGAUUACAGGAAAAUGAAGGUACACAUGAUCUCCAACCUUUAUCUCGUCUCCAGCGACGCGGCGAUCAUAGUAGUCCUUCUUUCUUCUCUGGGCAGUCUUCAGGUGUUCUCUAGCUCUCUCAUGGGCUUCUUCGAGGGUGGAUCUGAGGUUCCUUGCGUACUCAGAGGCUGCUUCAGGCUGAUGAGGUUCACGACCAUACAUAACGUCUAAGGGCAACCGUACCUCAUGUCCAAACAACAGGUAGUGGGGUGUGUACUGGGUAGAGGAAUGGACACUGGACCGGUAUGCCAUCAUAACCAUGGGUAGGUGAACAUCCCAGUCACGCUGGUGCUCGGCGACAUAUUUUGCCAGCAUGUCCUGUAUCGUACGGUUCAUGCGCUCAACCAUGCCAUCACUCUGUGGGUGGUAUGGCGUUGUUCUCGUUUUCUCGAUACUGAAGAGGUUACACAUUUCCUUAAACAGCUGGGCUUCGAAGUUCCGGCCCUGGUCAGUGUGGAUACGCUCGGGCGCCCCGAACCUGGAAAUAACCUCGUUCACCAGCUUUUCUGCGACUGUCUUUGCCUCUUGAUUCGGGAGUGGGAAUGCCUCGGUCCACUUUGUGAAGUAGUCUCCAACAACCAGAAUGUACUUCUGACCAGAUUCUGUUGUUGGUAGGGGACCCAUGAUGUCCAAAGCAAUCCUCUCAAACGGGUAACCGGGACAGCUGCUGACAAGGGGUGCUCUUCCUGGCUGCUGUGGGGACUUCCUCCUCGAGCACUUUUCGCACUGUUGGCACCAAUCUUCGAUGUCAUGCUGCUGACCAUACCAGUAGAAGCGUUCUCUCACUCGCUCCAAGGUCUUAGUUACUCCCAGGUGGCCAGCUGAGGGUGCAUCGUGAAGGGCGGAAAGGACUUCGGAUACCAUAGACCUGGGAAGUACUAACUGCAGCCGCGUACCAUGACCAUCAUCUGUUUCCCACCGGCGGUAAAGGACACCAUUCUCCAACUGCAACCUGUUCCAUUGUGCCCACAAGCUCCUGGUUGCUUUACUGGUUCCUUCUAUCUUCCGGAAAGCCGGUUGGCUGGUCUGGUUCUGCUUCCAAGCCAAGAUCUUCUUCAAGUCAGGAUCCGCCGCUUGACUGGAUCGCAGGUUGGUCACUGUCCAACUGGGUACCCAGGUACUGGUGCUGCUGCCUACUGCAUUGGUCUGGGUUGUCUGGUCAGUGUCCUCAGCAACCACAAGGGGGUUUCUCGAAAGCGCGUCAGCAUUCUGGUGUUUUUGUCCUGGUCGGUGUUCCAUCUUGUAGUCGUACUGGGCCAACAACUCGAGCCACCUGGCCACCUGUCCCUCGGGUUCCUUAAAGCUCUGAAGCCACUUCAGUGCGUUGUGGUCUGUUCUGACAGUAAACGGUCUUCCAUACAGGUAAUGGCGGAAGUGUCUGAUUGCGUAAACCAUAGCAAGCAUCUCUUUCUUGGUAGUGCUGUAUCGGCGCUCACGAUUGUCCAGCACACGACUUGCAUACGCGAUCACUCUCUCACUCCCGUCCUGCUCUUGAGAAAUAACUGCUCCGAGGCCAUAGUCACUCGCAUCACAGUCCACAAUGAACUUUGCGUCACUUCGGGGAAAGGCCAGUACAGGAGCUGUCACCAAUUUCUCUUUCAGGCUACGGAAGGCUCUGUCGCAUUCUGAAGACCACUGGAAUCUCUCAAUGGAUUUCGCUGUCAGGCGAUGCAAAGGGGAUGCAAUCUCUGCAAAGUCCUCAAUGAACCUGCGGUAGUACGAGGCUAGACCCAGGAAACUUCUUACAUCGGACACAUUGCAAGGGGUAGGCCACUGCUCCACUGCUCUUAUCUUGUCUGGAUCAGUACUCACACCAUCUGCUGAGAUCACAUGGCCAAGAAAAGGGACUUUCGGUCGCAACAGGAAGCACUUUGAGGGUUUCAGCUUCAGCCCCGCCUGGCGGAAUCGCUCGAAAACUUCUCGUAGCCGCACCAGGUGUUCCUCAAAGUCUCGACCAAACACAAUAACAUCGUCCAGGUAGACCAGGCACGUCUGCCACUGCAGUCCAGCAAGAACAAAUUCCAUAAGCCUCUGAAACGUACUUGGCGCAUUACAGAGACCAAAGGCCAUUACCUGGAAUUCAAAGAGGCCAUGACGGGUCGUGAAUGCUGUCUUUUCACGGUCAGCACCCUCCAUCUCGACCUGCCAAUAACCGCUGGCAAGAUCCCACGUACUGAACAGUUUCGCACCUGCUAGGGCGUCUAAGGUCUCAUCUAUUCGCGGAAGUGGGUAGGCGUCCUUCCUGGUCACAUCAUUCAGCUUGCGGUAGUCCACACAGAAACGAGUACCACCAUCUUUCUUCUUGACCAGAACUAUGGGUGAGGCCCACGGGCUAGUAGACGGACGUACCACCCCAUUCUGCAACAUGUCUUCCACGUGCUGGCGCACAACCUCCUGCUGGUGCAAUGGUACCCGCCUUGGCGCUUGCUUUAUAGGAGGGGAGUCACCUGUAUCGAUUUGGUGCUUUACCACGCCGGUUCUACCUAGGUCUGCUGGUCCGGAUGAAAAGAUGUCUGCAUACUCAUCUAAGAGCAUUUUCAGUGCGGUCCUCUGCCCGCCAGUCAGGUCUAGAGAGUCAAGGUCAAAUUUACUGGACACCUUUGGCUGCGUCGUACUACGGGAUGCUGCAGACGUAAGGUGAUUACACUCAGGUGGGUCAGGGCUGCUUUCCUCCAACUCACUGAGGGUACCAACUGAGGUGUUCUUGUACAGGGUAACAGGCAUUGGUGACGGGUUGACCAGGCGGAUAGGUACUGUGUUGUUCUUAGGGUGGGCUACCACACGAGCAAGCAAAAGAUCGUGUUGUUUGGCAAAACUUGGAGAUGGUUCCACUAAACCUAACAAACCAUCACCACAACCAGCCCCCUUAACCUUAGCAUGCAACACUAUUUCAUGACGUCCAGGAACAACCACAGUCUCCGCUAAACUUAUCCUAAAAACUUUGUUACCACCACUCUUAGCCUGAAGGUUAACAAUUUUGCUCCCAAUACUUAGUGACUUAGCCUCAAAAUCAAUUUUGCAACCAUGUUUACCUAAGAAAUCUAUACCUAGUAAACAAUCCUGGGUAACAUCUGCAGCAACUAAAACUGAAUGAACAACGUUCACCCCAUCAACGCAAAUUUCCAGGUCACACUUGCCCCUAAUAUCCAAAGGUUGGCCAUUCGCUGAAACCACUGGUUCACCAACCACACUUAACUUAAAAUUUUUGGGGGACCUGUUAAGCACCCGCUGAUGCACAAGAGUCACUGCCGACCCAGUGUCGACCAACAUGUCAAUAGGUUGCCCUGCCACUAGCCCUGCUACAUACACAGCAGUGUCACUAGAAACACUAUGAAUACUUGAAAACGAGUUUGCUACAACUUUAGUUUCUACUUUCUUACUUAAAUUAUUCUCCGAUACAUUUCGGGUCUUUCCGAUUUCCCCGACCGACGCUUGACCCGCGGCGCCGAUCACUUGGAGUUUCCCUGCUGAUCCCGUGCUGGUUGAGGACAAUCGGCAAUGUAAUGGCCCCGUUUGUGGCACCUAAAACAACGGCGUUGUAUUCGAUCUUUUGUAUUCGGGCCCAGUCCCCGACCGUUUUGUUUACGUUCGCUCUCGCCCGAAGUUGAAGGCGGCUGCCGCUGUUGUUGGUGUUGCUGGAUGAAGUGAACCAUCUGAUUCAUGGCGGCUGUGUUCUGUUUGAGGAGUUCUGCAAAUGCACUGCGCUCAUCCUGGGCUGGUUCUUGUAUUACUCGGACCGACCGACCCUUAGUCCGACGAGACUCCGCUUCGUACAUUGCCUCGAUUUGCAAGGCUCGACUGACCGCUUCAUCGAGCGUUUUUGGACCCGAUUCUCGGAUCUUCAUCCGUAUUUCCCGGUCCUCCAACGCGUCGAUAAAUUGAUCCUUUGCAAGGCUGUCUUGCAAAUCAGGAAUCGCCUCGGGAUACGCUUUACCGACGAGUCGUCGCAGCGAACUAGCGAGAUCCGGUAGCUUCUCGUCCCGUUCCCGGCGUCUUGCACGAAACUCCGCCUUGUGGAGCUCGAUCCGUUCUUUCGGCACAAAUUUUUCGCGAAGUGCUCUUUUUAAACCCGUAUAAUCUCCCCGCACGUCCGGUGAUAAACUCUGUAGUUGGAGCAACGCGGCCCCACGCAUACGAACAGCGAGAAACUGAGCUUUACGCGCGUCGUUCCACUCGUUUAUCACGGCGCAAUCUUCGAAAUGGGAAAGCCACGAGUCCCAUUCUUCGUUCCCGGCCGCCGAAAAUGCCUCUGGCAUAACUAUUGGCCUAUUACUACUAGUUGCCGCUUGUGCAGUAGCGCCUGAGCUAGGGGCAGGAGUUUCUCCGUCGGGAUUAACCAUAAUAAAAUUUAAUCAAUUACGUACACAAGAAUAGCGAUAACCCAAAACACAACCAAGCCAGUACAAGUCCCGCAAACCCAAUUGCGACAAACAGCUUCCCGACAACUUAUCAACUACUAACAAGCUCUACUUAUCUCCAAGAAUCGCCAAACUCCUCGAUCCUUGUAGAACUGAUCCACGAAGACUUGAAUUCGAUCCCGCCGCUUGCCACCAGUGUUGUAAACGGGAGUUGAUUUCGUGGCCAACAGAUAAGUGUCGACUGCUUGAGUAUCUCUAGACUUGGCCGGUUUCGGGCUAUCAGUAUUCUAAGGGACUUGUAAACACUCAAGUCCUGAUCACAUUCAUAUUCAUCGUUUAUUGCUAAAUCAAGGUACUUUUAUACAUAUUGGUAGCUAAAUCAUACGUGGGAAAAUAUAGUAGGUAAUGCAUGUGGUUUCCUUUCUAGUAAACACCCUAAUUCGAUUGAAAGCUUAAAACACUAUUACUCCUACAUUACUUACGUAAAUCCUGAGCGGCUAGGUUUGAGUAAUCAUUCCAUCCUACACAAAAUCCUAUCAGUUUAAAGGGUGUAGCUUGUAGCUUUUACGCUAUUCCGAUCGGAAGGCACAUCUAACUAUCUACUUUACACCCUGCACAUUUUUGCACGCUUGCUUACACAAUAGGGAUCAUAUUUCCGGUUCCUAUCAAGCUAGUAAUUGAUCUAUUGUUCACUCAAGAUUAACAAGUCACGAUUCAUUGUACAAAGUGUCACGAAUUCUUUAACUUUACUACAGUAAGUAAACGUCAUUUGCGUUGUAGCUUACUGUAAUCGCUUUAAAGGUCAGCUUUAGUUAAGAUGCAGAGAAGCGAAGUGUACUGUUCAAAGAAAUAGAAUAGAGAGUUAGACAAGUUUACUGAUGCUGCUUGCGUUCAUUUAUGCUGUGUUUACACUCAAGCGUUUACCAAGGUAAACAUUAACAGACUAAACCCUGGUACAUUUGUACAGUGUUUAUACGGGCUCAAAUAACUAAGGUAAGUCUGUCAUCAAUCACAAUCUAAUCGAAUUGGCGGCAAAUUCUAAAUCCACGCAUAACUGCUCGCGUUUAAAAGAGAAGCUGUGGCUCUUGUAGUCCUCGCGUUUUAUUUUCUUGUUCUUGAUCAGCAAACCCAGGAAUCGAGUUUGCAGCAGCUCUUACUUUUGCAGCACCUAAAGAGGUGGACGCGAAAGCGAUUAAUUCUGCUACAAAUUGCCCUUCGCAAGACAAGGCGCGUUAGACGUGCGUGGUCGUGGCCGAGAAACCAAUUCUGGUUCGAAACUCUAUUAAACGGAAAUUUUGUUGAAGAAUGGUGUGUCUUUUGUGUCUUUGGUUUUUGCCAUAACUUCUUCGUAGACCGAAACCAAACGUGGAAACCUGGUCGAAAACCUAGUCUCGAAAACCUGGUCUCGAAAACGUGAUCGAAUGAGCCUGACGCAAUCCCGACACCACAGGAUUUGAAAUUCUACGCGACCGCAAGCGGAUGUAUCUGUCAUCCAAACCUUGGUUACCGACCUUAACCAUGCCUUUUCGCAGGGCAAACCGAACUUUUACCUUAGUUAACUUUCUAUUGUCUUCAGCGGUGUUUACCAGGGUAUCAGUUGGCGUUUACACACGCAAAAUAUUUACCUAGGUAAGUUAACUCCAAUACCUCGGUAGCACGCUCAAGUCUAAACACGGCAUUAAAGGAGUGUGACAUGAUCAGUGUACAAUGCAUAAUCCCUCCCCUCGCCCCGUGAUAAAUUUCUUUGAUAUUUUAAUUACAACAGGAAUUAAGCUUAAAUAAAUCGUUCCCUUUAGAAAGGAAGGUCAAAAGGUCCAGCAAUUCCAGGAGAAGAACCAUUGGACUCAGAGUAAGUAAUUACAACUGUAACUAAUUCACAGAUAGACGUAUUCGGCUAAUUCAAUGUUGUACCUAAUUCAAAUCUCCCGGGGUUAAGAUUCUUUGUGUAUUGUAUUUGCAUUAUAAUGUGGCAUUCACAUUUCAUUGAUAUGGAAAUUCCCGAAACAAAACGGGUUUUUCCCAAAGGGUUUGAAUUGGGUACAACAUUAAGUUAAUUAGCCAAAUAGGUCUAUUGGCUAUGGAAAGCGCUCUGGCCUGUUAUCAGUUUUGGAUCAAAAUGAGACCAGCACAGCUUGCACACAAAGACAAUUUUUGGUUGUUACUUUGGGAAGAGAGAAGUGACAACUGCAAAAUAAUACAUCUGCAUUUGCAGGCUAAGGCCAUGUGUAAGGCCUGUAGGUCCAAGAAAAAUUUUCCACGGCACCCCUUGCCCCUGCAUGGUCUGGAUGAGUGCCCCCUCCCAACACUUCAUAGUCCACUGUGAAAAAUACCGUAGUAAUCUAUAAUGCGUAAUUAUUCUGAGCUUUUUUCUUACAAAUUUUAUCUCUGAUUAAAGAGUCCUUCCAAAUCGCUUAUUCUGUUGUUGCAAAACUUCUGAAUUAUGCAGUGAUAAGACAAAGGUACUAAACUAAACGUUGAACAUUGGCACAACUGCGUUUGCAUGCAAAUGUACUGAGUAUGCAAUUUUUCAACAAGUGGUGAAUUGGAGAUGCAAAUUGUGGCCAAAACGUAUGCAAAAGUAUGGUUUACAUAAAACACUACCCUAACAGGGCAGCAAUGUAAGGAAUUAUGGUAUUUUCUAUGGUCCCUUUUGGCCAUUGUUAAUUGUUACCUGAUAAGGUGAUUUUAUUCAUUAAAUUUGUGCAUGUUUUAGUGAUCUCUUUCCCUUUCAUUCUAGUGUAGAAAUAAGGUCAUGUUUCAUUAUCAACCUUUGAGAUUGUCUUACUGGUGCAUGUAUAAGUGGAUGUACUUCUGUGAACCUACCUACCUACAGGGUGAAUGUGGCCUUUAUUUAGAGUUGUAUUUUACAGAAAAGCAUAAAUAUGCUAAUAUCUAGCCUAUUGGCAUUAUGUCUUUCUAACUGACUUAAAAAAGUAAAAUUUAGUAGGAAAAACAACUUUUCCAUGGUUUUGUAAAAAAUAAUUUUUGAUACCAGAUAAUCAUUCUUGCAAGCUGAAAAUCAUAUGCAAGAGACAUGUGUAAGGAAAUUUUGCAUCAGGUACACUGUCACUACCGUUUUAAGGUUUUCCUAAUCUGACCAAACAUGUAAUAUAAUGUAAGGUUUGCAGGAGUUGUGGAAUAACAUGUAAAUAUUGUCUGCUUAAGCAACUUGCCAUCUGCAGCUAUAGUGAUUAUCUGUGGGUUGUUACUUUAUUUUGCAGAAUGGGAAAUUUUCUUGACAUGGGAAAAGCUGGAAGUGUCCAUGAAUACUUGAUUCUAUUACAUGAGAAAUAUGGCAGUAUAGCAGGGUUCUGGUGGGGCGAGAAGUAUGUCGUCAGUUUGGCUUCUCCAGAGUACUGGAAAGAAGUAAACCACAUCUUUGACAGACCACGUGAGUAUGAAAACCAACUUCUAAGUAGAUUGAGGGUUGAAUGAUAAAUUUGAUAGUUCUGGUAUUAAAAUUGCAUUUUCUAAUUGAGCUGUUGAAAGGAGUCUGAAAAAAAUUGUCCAUCCAGGAUUCUUGAAUAAUAUGAAAAUUAAUUACUGGAGUUUGUUAAGCUGAUUAAACAUAUGAUGAGGAUUGAAUUCAUUAGACCACCUUGUACAGAACUGCUUCAUUUGACUUUAAGGUUGCAAAUGUAAAUUCAAUACAAGCCUGACACUUUUUUAAAGUACAUUUUAUUUUUGAAUUUAUUGAGUAAAUCUGCCAUUUACCCAGAUUUCAUUUCCUCUGCAGUGGAACUGUUCCAGAUGUUUGAGCCUCUUGUUGGUAAAAAGAGUAUUCAAAAUCUAAAUGGUCCGGGUGCUCGAAAGAAGCGGCAGCUGAUGGAUAGAAGCUUUAGUCAAGGAGCUGUAAAAGACUACUAUGAGCACUUUGUGAUGGUAAAUAUUAGUGUAACAUGUUUCAAUUUUUAAAUUACCAGUAACUGAGAUGCCACAGGCAUGCAUUUAGAUUAGUCAAUGGCGUACUAUUUCAAGAGGCUUUAAGGCAGCUGUAAAGAGGCAGGUACAAAAGUCGGACCGUCAGUCCGGGUCGGAUCAACUCUCCAAAUGGCGCUCUUUCUCCAACAGAAGACCAAGGCUGGGUUAAACUUUCAGUUUUGCUGAUUUAAUUUAAUUUUUUUGAUUGCUCCGAGUUGAUCCGAGUCCAAUUUUAUUUUAUUUUUAUUUUUUUAUUUGAUCCGAGUUGGUCCGAGUCGAUCCGAGUUGAUCGGUCCGACUUUUGUACCUGCCUGCUGUAAAGCCUUGUCUUAAUUGAUGUUUUAUCUUCCAGGGUUUGUAAAGAGUCUUGAAUUCUGGAAAAAUGGUAAAAAAGUCUUCAAUUAAAGCUUCAACAACCACUUUAUAGGUGAAUUUUUUUUUGGUAAAAUCUUAUUCAAUCUCACCUGUACAUGUGUACAUUUGCAACACAAUUCAUGCAUGCUUGCAUUUUUUGGAAAAAUAAAUUAUUGUUAAAGAAACAUGUCUGGAAAAAGUCUUGAACUUUGGAUUAAAAAAUCUGUAAGAACCUGCUAUCUAUGUUGCAGAAUUAUAAAAAGUCAAACCUUAAAAUGUUUUUAGUGAAUCACAUUGCUUUUAAACUGUGCAACUGCAUGACCAUUACUCUUUUGACUGAUCAUUGAAUCAUUCUGUUGGAAAGAUUGCCAAAGAAGCUGCGGACACCUUUGCAUCAUACAGUCCUGAAGAACAUAUUCCUUUGGGAAAAAACAUGUUAACCAUGGCAAUGAAGGCUAUAUCUGUGGCAGGAAUGGGCCGUAAAUUUUUAAACACAAAGGAAAUUCACAAACUAGGAUCAGCCUAUGACAUGGUAAGAAUUCAAGUUCCUAGAAUUUUACAAAAAUUAUAUUGAGAAUAUAAUAUUUCAUUUUCUAGCUACUAGCUCUCUUGUAAAUAAAGUUAAUCAGAGAUUAGAAAAAUGGGCUUGGUUCCUGUUUUUACUCCACCAAAUUAAUUACAGAGCUUUUGAUAUGACUGAUCAAGCAGUGAAAAGUCAUGAACAUGGAACAAACAUUCAGGCACAUGGUUAUAAGCUGAACAGCAAGUUUGGUUCACUUUCAACCACAGAUCGACUGUCAUUAUUGUUUAUAAUAUUAUUGUAAAGGCACAAAAACAGAAAAAAUAAAUCAAGGGCGAAAGGCCAGAAUGUACUGCUAUUUAACUACUUCACUGAAUCUUUAGUACCUUUUGUGUUUAAGGCCUUGUUUUGUAUUUUGUAUUUUUGGGGGGGUGGGGGGGGGGGUUGGAAUGCAACUGUUGUUGGUAAUAGGGAGUGACAGUUACAGUGAUGGUGGCAAAAACGUUGCUUAUUACAAAUGUGUCCGCUUUCUUUUAAGCUUUGUCCUGAUUAUUUUAAAUUCACUUACAUGUACUUUGUAAAAUGUAAGUGAAUUCCCCUUGAGUUGAAUAUUAUAAUUCCUAAGAACCAUAUCAAAGUUCAGAAAGAUUUGUUGCUUGUCCACUUUCUUGUCCAUUUUUUCACAUCAAAGUUGUGCUCUUCGGACAUCUUCGGAUAUUAUCAGGCCCCCUAUGAAAAUUCCUGGCAUUCUCAAGGUAAAAAUGUCAUGCCUAUAAGUUUAUAAAAUAAUUGCUGCCUCCAAGUUAAAUUCUUACUGUCACUUACAAUCACAAGACUGUUUGAAUCUCCCAAAGGAGAUUUUUGUAACCUUGAAUGAAAAUGCGGUAAACUUUUGUUAUUCAACAUGAAAAUGCUCAAAACUCAUUAGAAUGGUGAGGAGUUUCAGUGCAAAUUGCUUUGGAUAUUUAGACUUCAUUUUAAUGACCUUUGAUGGAAGGGCAAAAAAAGAUAAAAAUGUCAUGGAUUUUAUUUUUUUUAUAGAAUUAUAAUGAUAUUCCAAUUUAUUAUCGUUGUAUACCCAGUUGCAGCAAACUUUCACAUAUGACUGCUAUGAGGGGAAUAGUAAAUAUAUAAAUAAUAAUAAUAAAUAUAAAACGUAUAAUGCGCAUAUACAAUAGAAAUAUUUUCAUAUGCGCAUAACUGACGAUAAGAUAUAAAUAAGUCAAAUUAAAGGCUAUCAUAAAAUUGUAAGUCAAUUAAAUUCUAUGUUAAAAAAUAAAAUAAUAAAAUAAUAAAAGAAAAUAAAAACAGAUAAAGAAAAUAAAUGAAUAAGUCAAUUAAAAAGCUAUGUUAAAAAAGUACGUUUUGAGAGCUCGCUUGAAAGAUGUGAGGCUCUGAAUGUUUCUGAUCUCCGCAGGAAGACUGUUCCACGGUUCAUUUGGGAGCAGGUAACUGAAAGGCUCGGCCACCGAGUGUAGAUAGGCAUUGUGCAUUGGAUGGUACCAACAAAGUUGCAUUCCUUGACCUAAGAUUAUAUCUUGACUGGGCAGCGACCGCAAUAAGAUCAACCAGAUAUUGUGGUGCAAGUCCAUAGAGGCACUUGAAUGUUAAUAACACAAUUUUAAAUUCAAUUCUGUAUUUGAUGGGCAACCAGUUAGGAUCUUUUAAAAUGGGAGUGAUAUGACAGAUACAAGGAGUGUUAGUUACCAGUCUAGCAGCGGCAUUUUGAACUCUUUGAAGUUUAUUAAUGUGAAUAGUAGGAAGGCCAUAUAAUAGGCUGUUGUAGUAGUCCAAUUUACUGGUAAUAUACGCAUGGAUAAGAGAUAAUUGGCGGUUUGAUGAGACAAAUACUUUCUGAUCCUACGUCUAUUGUAGAUAUAAUAAAAAGACAAACUGCAGAUAUUAUUUACAUGGCUAAGCAUGUCAAGAUUAGAGUCAAACCAUGAUCCCAAGUUUUUCACUUUUGUUGAAGGACUAAUAUUCGAGAUUCACCAACAACAAGGUGUGAAGUAAUAUAUUGCUUUCUGAAGUUGCUGUCUUGUUCCAAGGAUAAGAAUUUCUGUUUUGUCAGGAUUAAUUUUUAAUCUAUCCAUCGAUCAUCAUCCAGUUCUGUACGUAUCAUGGACACAGGAUUGUAUAGAUGACACAGCAGCAGUUUCCUUUAGAGGCCAAAUAUAUAGUAUCAGCAGUAUAGGCGUGUACAUUGGGCAAGUGUUUAUUAACAAUAUUUAACAGCUUACUGGAAUAAAUGACGAAUAACAGAGGACCUAGACAACUACCUUGGGGGACCCCAAGAUCGAUACUAAACUGGUCUGACAAUACACCAUCGACUGUAACUUUCUGAGAGCGAUUUGAUAAGUACGAGGCGAACCAUUCUAGGACUUUUCCAGACACACCAAAUCCUGUGCAUAGAUGGUUUAGGACAUGUCAAAAAUGGCGCUGAGGUUCAGAGGGAUAUGAAGUGUAGCAUGUUGUUUGUCCAUGUCCAUUAAAAUGUCAUUUUUAAUUUUGAGUAGGGCUGUUUCAGUGCUAUGGUUAGGACAAUAUGCCGACUGGAGUAUAGGAAAGAGAUUACCGGUACUCUUAACCAGAUGAGAGUGAAGCUGAUCCGCUGCUGCUCGUUCAACUAACUUAGAAACAAAUUGCAGAUUACUUAUGGGGCGAGAGUUUUUGAAAGCCAGGUCAGAACCACACUUCUUUAGUGUGGGAGUUACAAGAGCCUUUUUUCACACGUCUGGAAAGACACCAGACUGUAAUGACUGGUUGAUAAUAACAGUUAUAUUUUAGCAAGGGCAUCCAAAGAACACGAUUUCUUUUGAACACUAAGCAGAAGUUUCUUAACAGAGUCUUUGCUUAGGAGCUCAAAAUUAGAGAAAAAUCCUGAGGAAGAUGAGGGUUGGAAACAAUUUGUUGAUGGAGCUAAAGUACUAUGAUUGUUGUGAACUGUAGCUACUGCAUCUGACUCAAAGCAAAUGUCAGAUAUUUUCUUUUUAAAAAAGGCUCCAAGUUCGUUAGCGAGGGUCAACUGCUUGCAAUGCUCUGGAAAAGGGGACUCCUUCACUUGUUUAAGCAUCUUUUUCGUGAAGGCAAACAGUUUAUUAACAAAGUCAGAGUAAAACUCAUGUCAUGCCUUAUUCGUAACAUACGUCGUCCUGUUCCUUAAAGCUUUGAAGGCCUUCCAAUCAGAAUCAAGUUUAGUUCUCUUUCAUUUAUGCUCAGAUUGUGUGCGUAACCUUCUUAUAGACCUGAUUUCAUCCGUGAACUAAGGUACACGAGUCUUGUGUACGACUGAUCUUUAACAAAGAGGAGCGUGUUUGUCCAAGAGUGCUGAAAGCAUCGUAUUUUAAUUAGUGUUUACCAGGUCUUCAAGGUGUCUCGGAGUGUUCCGUAGCAAUUCAGAUGCACAAAGAUCAGACUUGAACUUUUCAUAGUCAACUGAGUUCAUUUUCCAAUAACUUACUUUCUUAGCAGUAGGGUUCGACUUUGACAUUAAUUUAAAUUGCAGAGGACAGUACCGUGAUCUACUCCAUCGUCUUUUCUCUUAUAUUAAUUGACUAUUCAGUUUUGCAUCAUCAGAGUAAAUUGUUGCAUAUUUCUAUUUGUUUUAGUGUUGGGAUGAAAUGGAGGCUAGAUUAUCAGGUCCUGCCCCUGAACCAGACAGCCAGAGAGAGAAAGAUUUUCAAGAAGGUAGCAUACCUGUAAAUAUGGUAUCUUCUUGGUUAAAUGCCAGGGGUAUCAUUUAGAACCUGGCUGCUAAUUCCUUUGCCUUACUGUUCAUACAGCUAAGCUCUGCACGUGUGGGAGCCCAAUAACUAAGAAAAUUUGGUUACCUAUCCACCUGAGGAGUUUUGAUAGUCACACGACUAUUAUUAGCACCGAGAACGUACAGAUAUGGCGCUAUGGAAAUCCUUAUUAUUAUUAUUAUUAUUAUUAUUAUACAUCCAGCCACCAGCCUGCCUGUCCAUCCACAUCACAGGAAAACCAGUGUGAAAUGUUACACUUUCCAGCUAGUGUGGGAGCUGCCUGCAAACUGAUAUUUCACAUCCAUGUUGUGGACAAUAUUGAAGCUGUCAAAACAAAGUAUUUACUGACCUGUAUCACCUGACUGUAUUGCGGGCUCAGGUGUCGACCCAUUGAGGUUAUGUGUUUUUUUAAAAUUUACUGCUGACAAGUUUUCAGUUUCAGCUGAUAGGCUCAACUCUAAUUAGAUUUCUCCAUUCCAAAGUUUUCAUUAUGGGAGCUUUGCCUUUAGCCCCAGCUAAAUCUAUAUAUCAUUUGUAGAAAUGGUUAUUAGUGUACCACAUGUUUUUUACAUACUAUAAAAUCUUUGAAGAGGCCAGCUUAUACCACAUCCAACCCCACCUCCCAAAAAGGGGAUCAAGUCUACUCAUCAUGCCUCUUUUAGACUUGCCACUUAUGGUGUAUCAAUAAACCCAUCCAUCAUAUAUAUAUAUACGUCAUUCGAUUCAUUCCAUUCCAUUUUAAUGUUUGAUUACGGGCAGGUUGUAUUCUCAAAGUUAUGCCUCUAUAUGAUGCAAUGUCCCUUGGCAAGCAAACUGAGGCCUUUUACUUUGCUUGUAACAUGAUAUCAGGCCCAAUUUUAGCAGCUUUCAAACAUUCUCUCUUCUGUGGUUUUCGGCAGCAAGGGGAGCUAUGCGUAGUCUUGUAAAGGACUUCAUAAAGAAGAGACGACAGGAUGAAGAAAAAGCAGAGAAAUUAUUCAUUGAUUCUAUUCUGGAUUGUGAUUUCAUGAACGAAGAGGAGGUCUGUUUGCACUUCACUUUUAACCCUUUCAAUUCCAGAGAUGGUCAGGUGUGAACAUUCAAAUUAAAUUUUAUCAGCGGAACUUUUACAGUAACGUAUAACAUUACAACUUUUCAGUCAGCAGAUGAAAUCCUAUGGUGUGCAUGACCAUUCAAAUGAAAUGUUAUCAGCAGUGCUUUCACAUUCUACUGUUUAUAUAUUAAUUUUUAGCAAUGACCUUGAUCGCUUGCAAAACUUAGACAUUUUGUUUGUUACUUGAUAAAAUUUGUUUUCUUUAGUCUGCAAAUACGUGAACUUUGGAUAAUUCUACAAAUUUCACCGUGAACCAUAAGGGGAUUGAAAGGGUUUUAGGAUAUUCCCAUUUUGCAUUUUCUAUUUUAAAUACCCACAAAAUUAAUUUCCUGACAAUAACAGGUGUUAUUUGGUUGGGACUUACUUUUAAUUUGGGUUUAUUGGGAUAAUUUUACAGUUGAUCACUCCACUUAUUGAUCAUGCAUGGUGUUAUUUAUUAUUAAGUUUAUUUGGAUAAUUUUACAUUGACAUUCUCAUGGUGCCUAUAAGUUGGGACAUUCUCUUCCUCAGGGCUGACACACCUGUGCAGGCAUGGAUCUAGGAUAAAUACUGAUUGAUUUCCUUAACAAAUGCCGAAGGUGUAGGCUUCUUAAGCAGGGUCUGGAGGCGGGCUCCCCAGGAAAUGUUUUGGAUUUUUACUCUUAAUGUCCCUUUCCUGGUUUUCUGAGUCAUUCAGACAACAUAUUGGCCAGAUUUCAAUAAUAAAAAGUGUUUUUAUUAUUGAUAUAUAUAUUUAUUAUGAAAAAUGAGACCGAUUUCUGUAAAACAAUGGAAACCGGUGUGGAUCCAUGCCCGCUGUGCAUGUUGGCCUUGUUGAUAAAAUGUUAAGCCAAGUAAAAUGCAAGAAAGUAUUUUAGAUUGCUAAAAUAUCAUACUUCAUCUCUAGAUAAUUGCUAAAAUAUCAUACUUCAUCUUUUUGUAGAUUUGUGACAAUGUCAUUGGCUUUUUUAUUGGAGGUUUCCAUACAACAGGAUAUAGUAAGUACCAUUUUCCUACAUGGAAGGUGUACGUGUUUGUAAGUAAAGGUAUUUAAAAGGGUUAAGGGUUGGACCUCCCUGUUUUAAACUUUGUUGUAUCCUCCUCCUCAGCUUUGUGUCGCUAAAAACAUGAAAUGUUUGUUUUGUUAAAACCAAAAUCUUCUUUAAAUCCUAAGGAUGCCUACUUCUAGAUAUUAGACAUUACCAGUAUAUUAACUUUUUUUAUUUUAGUCUAACAAAUCUGUUUAAGUAGUCAAUUCCGAAAUAUCCGUCCAAUCCAUGUCUUGGUGAAGUUUAGAUACUGAACCAUGUUAAUUAGGCUAUGAAACUCAAAUUACAAAAAAGCCUUGAAAACAAAACCCUUUAAAAUAACUAAACGUGUUACAAGGUAUCUGUACAAACAAUCUUUAUUUUUUCAGUGAUGACCUGGUGUUUAUACUUCCUUACCAAACAUCCUGAAGUGCAGGAAAAAGUUUACCAGGAAAUAGAAGAAGUUCUGGGGGAUGAAGACAUCAAACCAAUGGUUUCCUCAGAACUCAAGUCAGUGACAUAUUUAUUUUGAAGCUCCACUUUUAAUUCAUGUUUCAGUGGAAUCCCGCUAUACAUUUGGCCACUUUGAUUUGCCCUGACGAAAUGAUCAUACAUUUUCUCAUAAGGAAACAUUUGAAUUCGGCUGAAGGCUACUUUGUGAAAAUUUAUCCCAAUGGGUCUGAAACAUGAAUAUAACAAAUACAUAGACAGAACAGACAAAUUUUUCAAUAUUAUCAUAUGCUAAAAUAAGAAGACAAAAGGAUUAAAAUCAAGGGUUGUUCAAAAGUGAUUUGAUUAUAAGAGGCAGAAUUUGGCUGUUACAGGUCAAAAUUAAAUUCAUGUUAAGAUUUUUUAUUAAAAAUUAACCUAGGUUGAUUCUCAAAUUCUUCUGUCUUCGUAAGCCCUAAUUAUUCAUGUAUUAGUUCUUGGAGACAAAUGGAAUUGAGAAUCAACCUGGGUUAAAUAAUUUUAACGUGAAUUCUUUGAUGACCUGUAACAUUCACAGACACCUUGUAGAGACGAAGAAGAGUUGCUUGCUGUGCGUUAUCAGGGUUAUAGGGUCCUGAUAACUUAUUCAAUUUAAGGAGUAACUUAUUUUUGUUGCCAUUAGAUACACGCGUCAGGUGAUUGAUGAGACCCUCCGUGCUUCAGUUCUAGCUCCAUGGGGAGCAAGAGUCCAUGAAUUUGAUCUCCAAGUUGGAGAAUAUGUGAUUCCUAAAGAGGUAUGUAAUAUAAUUAGAUUUACUGUAUGGCUGUAUGCUGCCAUACCUGUGUGUUUUGCCAUUAACAAUACCUUGUUAACUUGCUAUUUUCAGCAAUGUCUUGAUUCCAGAAAUGACAAAUUAUUCUAGUAUCUCCCACUUUUCACUACAGACAAAAUUGGCCAUAUGUAGCCUGUUCCAGGCUUCGAGAUAGUCGGGUCAGCUGAAUUGCGAAAGAGCAAACACGAAAAUAAAACGGGAGGAAACUUCUUCCUCUUUCCCGCCCGCCAACUUUUCGCGUGUCUGAGAGCCUGGAACAGGCUAGGCCAUAUGCAACUUUGUGUAUAACAUGUCUAUUAACAUUUAAACAGUAAUGAACACUUAUAGUCUAUCAAGAAGUUUAUAUUUUAUUUUUCAGACCCCCAUCCUUCUUCCAUUUGGAGUUGUCCUUCAAGACCCAAAUAUAUGGCCAGAACCUAAAAGGUAAUUAUUGUAGCUCGUAUUUCUUUGUUGUACUUUGCAACCUGUAAUAUAUAGAUUUAGCCAGGGCUAAAAGCGAAGCUCUGGUUAAUAAUACGUGUAAACAAAAAAAAUUAAAUCGUGUGACGCUAAACGGGGGACGACAAUGAAAAUGGCUUCAAGAGUAAUAGAUCUAAUUAGCAAAAAAAACAAAUUGCACGUGCAGCCACUUUUUCUUCUAAUUAGCAAAAAGCAAAUUUGCACGUGCAGCACGCUUUUCUGUCUUUCCCUUGCCGUUGUUUUGCACGACUACAACACUGUUUUGUACGAGUAAAACAUCAAACUUCCUAGUUACACACUAUUUUUAUGGAGAAAUUGUCGUAUGUGCUUACCCAAUAUUUUGUUUCCAGUGUUCAUGUUCGCUUUUAUUUUUCACUGCCGCUCAUUUUCACCUUGCUGGCCGCCAGCAUUUCUCAUUUUCUCACCGCCGCUUUGAAUUUCCAUGUUUUUGUUCCAACGAAUUUUCAAUAACUCGCUCUAGCUUUUUCUCUGUUAUCCACGUUAGUGUACACAUAAAAAAUAACGCCGAAAAAAGACACGACUUUUUUCUUUCUAAAAGUCCGUUCGGCCAUGUGAUUUCCUUACAAAUAAAACCUUGAGUUGCAUUUGGGUUCCCAUACCUGUUGAUUGAGUUAUUUUACAUUGGUAUCCCUGUGGUGCGGACGGACGGUCGUACGGUCACGUGAUUACCAAAUUUUCUGGGAUGGGUAGAUUACCACAUUUCCUUAGCUAUGGGGCUCCGCCCACGCGCGCGCUUCGCGCGGGUGGAGCUCCGCUAUUAAGCGGACAUCUCAUAGCGGAGCUCCACUCGCGCGCGAAGAGCCCCAUCCGAGAAAUUUUGGUAAUCACGUGACCGUCCGCCCGUCUGUCCGCACCACAGGCCAACCAAAGCAAUGUGAAAUGUCAAAUUUUCUAGCUAGUGUAAGAGAGCCUGUAAUCUAUGUUUAACCUGAUAAUAGACAUCCAUAUUAUGGUCAGUUGACAGGUGUCAAAACAGGGUAUCUGCUGACCAGUGUCGCAUGACCGUAUCGUGGGCUCAGGUGCCAAUUCAUCGUGGUCACGUGUUAUUUGAAGUUUUCCGCUGAGCUUCGCUUUUAGCUCUGCCUAAAGCUAUAUAUUAUUUCCAUAACUACGCAGAAGAGAGACGCCUGUGAACGAGGCGGCCACUCCAGCAAAGACUACGAGGAGAACCUUAAGUUAGGAUAGGGAUAGUAUAGAAAGCGAAAUAGGCAUGCCCACGUGAAUGUCCUCCAGCGAGUAAUCGCUACUUGUUGACUAUCUCUAGUGAAGUAAGUAAGUAAGUAAAGACUUUAUUUUAUGAGGGUUAGCACGAAAUAGCCGGGGCUAAUAAACUUGUGGCCCUCUAAAUAAUAAAUAAAUAAAUAAUAACAUAAUAAAUGAGUAUACUAAGCUAUAAAAAAUACAAGGUAAAUACCAAAGAAUACAGAUACUAUAGAAUCUACUAAAUUAUUUAAAAGAUAAAAUAUAGCAUUAUAAUCAUGUCACAAUUCAUCAAGUAACUUAAAUAGAAAAAUGAUCAAGAUGUUGCUGUUGUUUAAGAAAAUUCAUUCCACAAUGCCUUUUUUAAAGAGUCAACUGAAUCCCUUUGCCUUACUGGCAAAGAUAAGCUGUUCCAUGCUUUGCAAGUUGUGACGGUAAAAGUUCUGCCUCCUUCUGUUUCGCGAUUAUACCUCGGAGAGGUUAGGUUAAAAUUACAGUACCUGGUUUGUCUACUGUGGAUGUUACUGUUUAAUUUAAGUAGAUCGUUUCGAUAAACAGGGACGUCACCUAGUAAUCGCUUAUAAGCAAUGAUACAUUUAGAUAUUAAAGAGUCUUUAUAAAAAGGCAACCAUUUCAGCCGAUUAAACAAGGGAACUGAUGGUGCUAGAGGGGGGGCAUUCAGGAUUACUCUAGCUGCUCGUUUUUGGAGCUUCAGGACCCACCAAGGCUUUCCUUAUCACAAUUAGUCCAGAGGACACUUGCAUAAUUAAUCACUGGCCUGAUCAAAGCAUUGUAAUAAAGUAAUCUUUGUUUAAGGGGCAGAUAAUUCAUAAUUUUCUUUAACAAGCCGAUGCGCUGUGAAACUGUCUUACAAACAGUCGUGAUAUGCUUAGAGAAAGAUAGCUCUUCAUCAAUCUCAAGACCUAGUAGCUUAACGUACAUAACGUUAGUUAACAAACUGCCACUGCAAGAGGGUUAUUGUUUAUUUUGGUCGAGAGUAGCUUUCCUUUCACGGUGAGGUCUUUGGUCUUUUUUUCGUUGAGUGGAAGCCCGUUGGCCAAUGCCCAGUUAAAAACUUCUGAUACACAUGUAUUAAGAGACUCCCAGUCCUGCAUUCUUCCCAUGCUGCCACAAUCUGCUGACGAUGUGAUUGUAGUAUCGUCUGCAUAAAGAUCUAUUUAAUAAAAACUGUAAAAAACAAGGGGCCGAGUAUCCUGCCCUCAGGAACCCCAUGUUUCAUAAGCGCCAUAUCUGAGACGCGACCACCCAAAACAAAAAAACAAACAAACACCGCUCGGCUUCGCUCUCUGACAUCUUUUUUCUCGCCUUUUAUGAGAAGUUUAUGUUAACAUAUGACUUGAGAGUAUUAUUGGUAAUACAGUUAAUACUGUGAAACCCAAUCUUUUGGAAGAUGUCUUGGCGUGUAGAUAACGUGUCUUACAUGUCUUUAUCAGGUUUGAUCCUGAUCGUUUCAGUCAAGAAGACAUCAAGCAGAUUCCAAGCUUGGCUUAUCAACCGUUCGGAUUUGCUGGAAAGCGUAAGUGCCCAGGAUGGCGUUUUUCAAUCGCUGAAGGCCUGGUAUUGCUCUCUGUUCUCAUGAAACGCUUCAAGUUUCAUCUCGUUGAUGGACAAAAAGUUAAACCUGUUCAUCGUCUGAUGACGUCACCGGCCGAGGAGAUCUGGGUCACAAUUACCAAAAGAUAA